UUGGCAACAACUCUGUUUGUUUCUCCGGUGUGUGAUGCAACAUAUCGCUUGUAAUAAACAUAGUGCAUUUAGUAUAGUGAAUAUUGCUAAUGUCAUGAUGAUUGUACAAACUCUUGUAAUUUUACUUUAAGUGAUCUGCAAAGUGAUCUGCAAGUUUCUUUCGAUUAUAACAAAACUCGCCCAUUCCUAUAAAACGUUUGGAGUUAGCCUUUUUUUUCCCAUUUAAUAUAUGUAAUAUUUUCUAAUCGAAAUGCAUUCGGAAAAUAAAGAUUUAUGCACUCAAACAGAUGCUGUUAAUUCGGAUGUUAGUAAUCCGAAUAGUGACUCUCGGACUUCAUUCUAUCAAGAUUCGCCUGAUUAUAGACCUCUGAUAAAAAGUUCAUCUCUUCAUAAAAUAAAACAAGACAAGAACUAUUCCAAAGUUUUGGUUUCGUAUACUGGUGGAACGAUAGGCAUGAUACGAUCUAAGGAUGGUGUUUAUGCUCCUGUACCCAAUCUCAUGGAAAAGAAAAUCAAAUUAUAUCCUCAGCUUCAUGAUCCGAUAGCUGCUGAAGAAUACAAUAAAUGUUAUCCUGAUGAAAAUGUUUUAAUUCUACCUGAUGUUGGAGAAACAUCUAGGGUAGUGUAUGUUAUUGAAGAAUACAAUCCAUUAUUGGAUUCAUCUAAUAUGACUAUGGAUGACUGGAUAAGGAUAGCUAUGAACAUAAAGAAAUCAUAUGAAGCUUAUAAUGGUUUCAUUGUGCUGCAUGGAACUGAUACUAUGGCAUACACAGCAUCUGCACUAUCUUUCAUGUUAGAGAAUUUAGGAAAAACUGUUGUAAUUACUGGAUCUCAGAUUCCACUGUAUGAAGCUCGGAGUGAUGGAAGGGACAACUUUAUGAACUCUUUAAUCAUUGCCGGUAACUAUUGCAUUCCUGAGGUAACAGUACUGUUUAACAACAAGCUGUUUAGGGGCAAUAGAACUAGUAAAAUAAGUACAUCUAGCUUGGAUGCUUUUGGUUCUCCAAAUUUAGCACCACUUGUUAAAAUGGGUAUUGGAAUUCAUGUUGAAUGGCGAAAUGUCUAUCGUCCCACCAGUAUAGAAAAGUUUAAUGUACACUGUGUUUUAAAUCACAAUGUUGGCCUUCUUCGAUUAUUUCCAAGUAUUACUGUUGAAGUGGUUCGGGCUUUCUUGAGUCCACCAAUAGAAGGUGUGGUUUUGCAAACAUAUGGAGCUGGUAAUGGACCAUCACAAAGAAAGGAUUUGUUUGAUGAAUUAAAGCGUGCAAAUAGGAGAGGUGUAAUAAUUGUAAACUGCACCCAGUGUUCUCUUGGACAGGUGGAAACAUCAUAUGAAACUGGAAGUGCUCUCAUUGAAGCAGGUGUGGUUCCUGGGUCAGAUAUGACACCUGAAGCUGCAUUAACAAAAUUAAGUUAUGUUCUUAGUAAAACAGAAUGGUCAAUUCAAACAAAAAGAACAAUGAUGAAAACAAACCUGAGGGGGGAACUUACAGUUCAUAAAGAAAUGAAAGUUGAAGACUUAGAUGUUUUUACGUCAAUUAUUCAAUCACUUCGACUUUCAACUUCAGAGGAAAUUGAUGCUCUGCAAGAUGCUCUCUCUCCUACAAUUUUAUGCAGUAUUGUGUCUGAAGGCAACUUAGAAAAGCUUGAAAUCAUGAGGCAAUUUGGUGUAUAUCUUUCAGCCUGUGAUUAUGAUUAUCGAACUCCACUCCAUAUUGCUUGUGCAAAUGGAAACCUGCAAAUUGUUGAGUAUCUUCUGAAACACGGUGCCAGUGUUCAUAUGCGAGAUCGGGAUCAUAGGACACCUCUAAUGAAUGCAGUUGAGAACGAUCAUCAUGGAGUAAUAGAGCUAGUAAUUAAAGCUGGUGCUUACUUGAAUUUGCCACCAUUAAUAAUUGGAGAAAUGCUCUGCAGUGCAGCAAAACAGAAUAACUUACGGCGUCUCGAGUCUUUGCUGCUUGCUCGUGCUGAUCCUAAUGAAGUUGACAGCACUAAAAGAUCUGCUCUUCAUUAUGCUGUUGAAAUAAAUUCUAAAGAUAUUGUUACUUUCCUGUUAAAUCAUGGUGCAAAUGUAUCUGCUCAAGACAUAUAUGGACAUACUCCUUGUGAUAUUGCAAAUAUCUUGAAACGUUCUGAUCUUUUGGAGCUGUUGCAGAGUCCUUUAUCACCUGAGUAAUUGUAAAACGUUAAGAUAACAGGAAAUCUCAUUUUGCAUUUCUAGUCAGUGAAAUCUGCUUUAAAACUUGAAAUCUUAUUUAAUGCUGAUCCCAUUUACAGACUUGCUUCUCUGUGAUGUUUUCCUUCAUUUAUUACUUUAAAAUAUUUUAACUCAUUAUGCAUGACAAUUUCCUCAGGGUAUGCACAGAAAACUGGCAGUUUCACUAAAGAAAUAACUGUCAAAGAGAGCUGUUUUCAAUCUAUAUCUGAAGUUAAGCUACAGCGCUAUUUUAUCAAGUUUAUCAAGUUUCUGCUUAUCAAGUUUCAGAAGCAAUGCAAAUGCUCACUUAAAAUGCAAGAAAAAUUUCAAAAUGUAUCCUUAAAAUGGAAAACAGAAUUAAAUUGCACAGUAGAUGUUUACAAUAUAAGUACAUGUUGCCGCCCAGCAUGUAGUAUCAGUGCAUGCAAGUUUCCCAGUAAAAUAUAACAUUAACAAAUAUCAAGAUGACCACCCACUUCUGUGAUGUAUGAAAAGGAUAAAUUAGCAAUUAUCGACUUUUCAGGUAUUGAAGGCAAGAGUUGCCAAACACUUAUGCUGAAUUGAAAGAGGCAGUAUUUAUAAUUUCUGUAUAUCACCGUAGUAGUUUAUGCAUGGACUGUUAACAAUGUGUUUUCUGGCAAGAAACUCGUCGCCGGCUGCGAGAUAAAAAAAAAGGCAGUACUAGCUAUCCUAUAUAUUAAAAGAAAUAUGCAAAAUUCAGGUUUUACUCAUAUCCUGACACAACUUUUCUGAAAGUGAGGGGGGGGGGACUGUUAGAUGAAGUGUUUUCAAUCCUAUUUGUACUUAUAUAAAGACUAUUAAGGUUAUCUUUUGACUCUGAUAGUACCUGCCACCUAUGCUUGCUCUGUUAUUCAAGUAUGGAGUAAUAAAUUGUUAUAUAAUAAAUCAGCUUUAAGUUUA
Messenger RNA from Stegodyphus dumicola, 3118 nucleotides. Its product is annotated as L-asparaginase. NCBI's taxonomy places the organism in Eukaryota, Metazoa, Arthropoda, Arachnida, Araneae, Eresidae. Gene Ontology annotation, molecular function: asparaginase activity; protein binding. The record is from RefSeq and is a predicted model, not a curated record. Gene Ontology annotation, biological process: amino acid metabolic process.